CAUGAAAACACUGGCAACCAUUUCAUGAUGGCGGACGCACUGGGCGUAGAGGUUCUGAAACUUGUAAACGAAUAUGUAGUUAUAGAUACUGUUAAAAUAGCCUCACUUCUGGAAAAAGACCAUCAGCAGAUAGUUGGAGCAGUAAAUAGUCUUAGAUCUCUCGGAGAUGUCAUUCAAACAGAGCAAGUUUCCAACAAACAUUGGCAAUUGACUGAGGAAGGAAAGUUGUUCUUGGAACAUGGCAGCCAUGAAGCCUGUGUCUUUGAAGCUGUUUCAGCAGAGGAAGGAAUGUUACAAGAAGAACUCAUGAAAACAUCUCCAAAUGCAAAGAUAGGGUUUAGCAAAGCAAUGUCUGCCGGUUGGUUGAUAAUGGACAAAAAAGCUGAAGGAGGGCCUAGAGUUAAAAGAAAGGUUACCUCAAUAGAAGACAUAGCAAAAGAACAGGUGAUGAAAGUCCAAGCAGGAGGAAUUGAUUCGAUUCCAGAUAAAGAAAGAAAUGAGUUGAAGAAAAGGAAACUAAUUAUGGAAGUAGUUGUUAAGAGUUUCAAAGUAUCAAAGGGUGUGAACUUCUGUCUCUCAGUCAGCAAGUUGGAAACCGAUUUAACACCAGAGAUGCUCUCCAGUGGUUCGUGGAAGGAGCAGAAUUUUAAAGCCUAUAAUUUCAAUGCAAUGGGAGUCAUGCCAGUGUCGGGGCAUCUUCAUCCUCUUAUGAAAGUGCGAGCUGAGUUCCGACAAAUCUUUUUAGAAAUGGGAUUCACGGAAAUGCCGACGAAUAAUUAUGUUGAGAGUUCCUUCUGGAAUUUUGAUGCCCUUUUUCAGCCGCAGCAACAUCCUGCAAGGGAUGCCCAUGACACAUUUUUUAUCCAAGAUCCAAUGUAUGCCACAGAAUUCCCGAUGGAUUACCUGGAGAGGGUAAAAAAAGUCCACUCGGAAGGAGGCUUUGGCUCACAAGGAUAUAAGUAUGACUGGAAUAUAGAAGAGGCAAAGAAGAACCUUCUUCGUACACACACUACCGCUGUCAGUGCUCGAAUGCUGUAUAAACUAGCUCAGUUGGAAGAAUUUCACCCUGUGAAGUAUUUCUCAAUUGACCGUGUGUUCCGGAAUGAGACACUGGAUGCGACUCACUUGGCUGAGUUUCACCAGAUAGAGGGCGUUGUUGCUGACUAUGACCUUUCCUUGGCAGACUUGAUUGGUGUUUUGCAUGAAUUUUUUAACAAACUAGACCAACAAUGAUUAAGUAUGGAAUUGACAACAUCCGGGAACUAGUUGGCCAUAAGGUGAACCUGCAGAUGGUACAUGACAAUGCUAUAUGCCGACUGGACAAAGGAAAUAAAUAACACAUUUUAUAAUGUACUAAAAUAUCACCAAUUGUUAGGAAUUCAUUUUGCAUUCAACUUAACGAGCGGUUUUGGGGGAAUUUUUCUAUUUUUAAAAUUAAUGUUUAAGUAUUGAAAUUAAAUAUGCAUAGCUGUUAAGCGGGCACAGUGUGAGUGGAUCGUCAUUGAAAUAUUUCUGUUGCAUGUCGUCGCAGUUCGGGGUGUCCAUGAAAUACGCAGCCAAUAUAAAGUGCAUGCCCAUCUUUAAAGAUAGACUCUACUGUCAUAAAAUUUAACAUUAAUAACUUGAUCAUGUGAUAAUGUUGUGGUUCAUUGUAUAUUAACAAUCAUUGAGGAUGUCAAAAAAUUUAGUGGGAGUGGUUGGCAUAGCUGUUCUUCCCAACCUUGAGGUCAAAGGUUUGAAUGCUCUGAUUACUACCUGCAAUAUCAUGGGGUCUCUCCGGGAGCUGAAUAUGUGUUCCAUAGUGUGUGAUCCAAUGAUUAGGGGGUAAUAAUGUAAACCCAUAGAGGCCUUGGGUUGAUGUGCUGUAUAGAUAAACUUAUUAUUGUUAUGAUGCUUUUAUUUAUUAUUAUUAUUAUUAUUAUUG
Messenger RNA from Anneissia japonica, 1924 nucleotides. Its product is annotated as phenylalanine--tRNA ligase alpha subunit-like. Gene Ontology annotation, molecular function: phenylalanine-tRNA ligase activity; ATP binding; tRNA binding. Gene Ontology annotation, biological process: phenylalanyl-tRNA aminoacylation. Lineage: Eukaryota; Metazoa; Echinodermata; Crinoidea; Comatulida; Comatulidae. The record is from RefSeq and is a predicted model, not a curated record. Gene Ontology annotation, cellular component: phenylalanine-tRNA ligase complex; cytoplasm; cytosol.